ACGAGGGAGUCGAAACCUCCGACAGGAAGCAGCAGGUCCUGGUCUCUGCAGCCGACAUGUCUGCAGUCAGAGCUGCAGCCGUCCUGCUGCCGCUGAGCGUCUGCUUCCUCGCCGCCCUCAUCGUCCCGCCCUGCACAGGUCAAGGAAGCGACUGCAGCUGCAACGUCACCAACAGCCACUGUGACGAGUCCGGAGUCUGCAGGUGUGACCCCGGUUGGGACGGAGAGCGUUGCGACCGCUGCGUGCCGAUGCCCGGCUGCGUCCACGGCUCCUGUCAGCAGCCGUGGCAGUGCAGCUGCGAGCCGGGCUGGGGGGGUCGCUUCUGUGACAAAGACCUGUUCGUUUGCUCGGAGCAGCAGCCGUGUCAGAACGGAGCGACCUGUGUGAUGGAGGACAGCGGUGAAUACACCUGUCUGUGUCCGGAGGGUUUCCAUGGCAGAGACUGUCAGCUGAAGACCGGACCCUGUCACCAGAGGAGGUCUCCGUGUAAAAAUGGCGGUCUGUGUGAAGAUGCUGAUGGUUUUGCAGAGGAGCUGACGUGUCGCUGUCUGGUGGGCUUCACGGGGCCGCGCUGUGAGACCGAUGUCAACGACUGUUUGAUGAAGCCGUGCGGUAACGGUGCCACCUGCCUGGACGGCGUCAACCGCUUCUCGUGCCUCUGCCCGGCCGGCUUCACCGGACGCUUCUGCACCGUUAAUUUGGACGACUGCGCCAGCCGGCCCUGCCUAAAUGCCGGCCGCUGCCUCGACCGCGCCGGAGGUUUCCACUGCGUCUGCCGGCCCGGCUACACCGGAGCCACCUGCGAGACAUUGCUGAGGAACCAAGACGUCCGCGAACCCGGCUGGACGACGCAUAGUCGUCAUGACAACCUGCUGUUUAAGGUAACAGUGAGCGAGCGCGGUGCCUCCGGCCUGACGGAGAUCCAGCUCAUCGUCCUGCUGGUUCUGGCGGGACUGACGCUGACCGUGGUGGUGCUGACCGUAGCCUUCGUCCUGCAGGGUCACUGCAGGAAGUGUGGCCACGCCCCCUGCUGGCCACUGACAUCAUCAUCAUCGCCGUCAUCAUCGCGGCGAGGACAGAAGAGCAGGCAGCGAGCGCAGCCAGACGAGCAGGACUGUCAGAUCAGCUUCCUAAACGCUGCAGAACCAGAGAAGAAGAAACUCAACACAGAGGUCAUAUAG
Seriola dumerili (greater amberjack) is the source of this 1181-nucleotide messenger RNA. RefSeq names its product delta like non-canonical Notch ligand 2 (gene dlk2). The transcript has 7 exons. The record is from RefSeq and is a predicted model, not a curated record. Gene Ontology annotation, molecular function: Notch binding; calcium ion binding. Lineage: Eukaryota; Metazoa; Chordata; Actinopteri; Carangiformes; Carangidae. Bases 57 to 1181 code for a protein of 374 amino acids.